Messenger RNA from Bolinopsis microptera, 641 nucleotides. Its product is annotated as obelin-like. The record is from RefSeq and is a predicted model, not a curated record. The transcript has a single exon. The coding region runs from base 18 to 641 and encodes 207 amino acids. Lineage: Eukaryota; Metazoa; Ctenophora; Tentaculata; Lobata; Bolinopsidae. Gene Ontology annotation, molecular function: calcium ion binding.
UUCAAUUCCGUCAAAAGAUGCCUGGACUCAACGAGCAAAACAACGAGAGCUACAGUUACCUGAGGAGUGUCGGAAACGACUGGCAGUACAACGUUGAGGACGUUCACCCAAAGAUGCUCCAACGACUCUACAAGAGAUUCGACACCUUCGACCUCGACAGUGACGGCAAGAUGAUGAUGGAAGAGAUCCUCUACUGGCCCGACAGGAUGAGGCAGUUGGUCAACGCUACUGACGAACAGGUCGAGAAUAUGAGAGAGGCUGUCCACAUUUUCUUCCUCAACAAAGGAGUACAUCCAGAGACCGGCCUGACUCGAGAGGACUGGGUAGAGGCCAACAGGGUCUUCGCUGAGGCCGAGAGAGAAAGGGGACGACGUGGUGAACCCUCCAUGAUUGCCCUACUCUCCAACGCCUACUACGAUGUCCUGGAUGAUGACGGUGAUGGUACCGUCGAUAUUGCAGAGCUUAAGACCAUGAUGAAAGCCUUUGAUGUGCCCCAAGAGGCUGCUUAUACCUUCUUCGAGAAGGCUGACACUGACAAGAGUGGACGACUGGAACGAUCAGAGCUGGUGCAUCUUUUCAGAAAGUUCUGGAUGGAGCCCUACGAUCCCCAGUGGGAUGGUGUUUACGGAUACAAAUACUGA